CGCUCUAUACGUUUUUAUUCUAUAACCACGUGCCCACUCCCGGAAGUCAGAAGUCGUCACCGACGUCACAAUCCUCACGGCGCGAAAACUAUGCGCUUCACGUCUUUGCUGCAGAACGACAACACGAAACCGAGGCUAAAAUGUCCAAGAUUAACAAGAUGAGCAUCCUGGGGGUGAGGAGCUUUGGGGUUGAGGACAAAGACGUGCAGGUCAUCUCCUUCUGCACUCCUCUGACUGUGCUGGUUGGACCCAAUGGAGCAGGAAAGACGACUAUUAUUGAAUGUCUCAAAUAUGCAACAUCGGGGGAGCUUCCUCCUGGAUCUAAAGGAGGUGCUUUUGUUCAUGAUCCAAAGGAUGCGCGUGAGACAGAUGUGAGAGCACAGAUUAAACUCCUAUUCACAGACGUGAAUGGAGAGAAAGUCACCGUCCAGCGCUCGAUGUCUUGCACUCAGAAGGCGAAAAGCUACACCUUUAAAAGCUUGGAGCAAGUCAUCAGUAGAAAAAAAGAUGGAAAAGCCGUGAGUUUGUCAUCAAAGUGUGGUGAUAUGGACCGGGAGAUGAUUUCUGCGUUGGGUGUAUCAAAGCCUGUGCUGAAUCAUGUCAUUUUCUGUCACCAAGAAGAGUCUAACUGGCCACUUAGUGAAGGCAAAGCUCUCAAAGACAAGUUUGACUCCAUCUUUGCUGCGACCAAAUACAUCAAAGCUCUAGAGACGAUGCGGCAGCUGCGUCUCUCGCAGAACCAGACGGUCAAAGAAUGUCAGGUAGAGCUGCGUUACCUGAAGCAGAACAAGGAGAAGGCCCAGCAGAUAAGAGAAACCGUUUCCACCAAAGAGGCUCAUCUGAUGGCCUCUAAGGAUAACGUCCAGCAAAUAGAAAGAGAGAUUGAUCCACUAGAGACUCGACUCAUGGAUAUUGACACAAAACUUGGAAAAGUGAUGAGGCUCGACAACGACAUUAAAGCUUUAGAGAGCAGGAAAAAACAGAUGGAGGAAGACAACAGAGAGCUGGAGGAAACAAUGGAACAGGUGUUCCAGGGCUCAGAUGAGCAGCUGCAGGAGAUUUACCAGAACCACCAGAGGACAGUAAAGGAGAAGGAGCGGAGGCUGAAGGAAUGCCAGACGGAGCUGGAGAGAGCAGGCCGGGAGUGUCAGAGACUCAACAGGGUCAAGGCUGAGCUCCUCGUGGAGCAAGGCCGUCUUCAGCUGGAGGCAGACCGACACACACAAUACAUCAAAAACCGUGAUACUCAGGUUCGCGCUUUGUCAUCUUCUCUGGAGAUGGAGGGAUAUGACCGGCCUCCCUUUGCCACCCAUCAGCUCGAGAGUUUUCAUCGUCUUGUUUCUCAGAGACUUGAGCAGGAAAAACAGACAUUCACCCAGGUUUUGGCAGAUCUACAAGAAAAAGAACAGCAGAAGCAGCAGUGUAUUGACGAAAUGAGGGAUAAGAAGACCGGCCUGGAGAGGACAGUUGAGCUGAAGAGAGACCUGCAGGGCAAGAAGCAGCAAGAACUGAGGAAUAUUAAAACGGAGUUGCAGCGACUCGAGGGUUCGUCUGGUCGACUUCAGGAUCUGGAGAACGAACUGGCUGAACAGGAGCGAGAGCUUAAGAGCGCAGUGGAGAACUCCAAUGUGGAUGAGUUGAAGGCAGAGGUUGCUGACCUUCAGAGAGAGAAAGAGGAACUUGACCGUGCUCAGAGGCAGCUGGACCAAGAAAUGGAAACGCUCCACACACAAACCACCGCACGCACGCAAGUGGAAAUGCUGAAAAAAGACAAGAUGGACAAGGAGGAGCAAGUACGUAAGAUCAAGUCUCGUCACAGUGAGGAUCUUGUGUCAUUGUUGGGGCAUUUUCCCAAUAAGAGGGAGCUGGAGGACUGGCUCUAUGCCAGGUCUAAAGAAAUUAACAAUACCCGAGACAAACUUGCCAGACUGAACAAGGAGCUGGCAUCAAGUGAGCAGAAUAAAAGCCACACUGCUGCGGAGCUGCGUAAGAAGGAGCAGCAAGUAACCAGUGAAGAAGAACGGUUCUUUAAUGUGUGUGGAAGUCAGGAUUUGGAGCAGGACUUGGGCAAACUGCAGGAAGAUCUGGAAAAGAUAUCCAAACAAAGAGCCAUGCUAGCUGGAGCCACAGCAGUGUAUACCCAGUUCAUCAGCCAGCUAACGGAGGACAGAGAACCAUGCUGCCCCGUUUGCCAGCGCACGUUCCCUUCGGAGUCUGAUCUGCAGGAAGUCAUCAGCGACAUGCAGUCCAAACUGCGCCUGGUGCCAGACAAGCUGAAAAACACAGAGCAGGACAUGAAGAAGAAGGAGAGAAAGAAAGAUGAGAUGAUGGCUCUUCGACCCAUCAGGCAGUCAAUUCAACAGAUUCAAGAAAAAGAGUUGCCAGAGCUGAAAAAUCGUCUACAGAGUGUGAACAGAGAAAUUGAGAGGCUUAAGGAUGAGGUGGAGAAGCAGGAAACACUGCUUGGUACCCUGAUGUCAGAGGAGGAAACGGCCAAGGCCUGCCUCCAGGACAUCUCUCUCAUGGACAGAUACCUGAUGGACCUUAAGGAGGUAGAGAGGAAAAUAGCUCAGCAGGCAGCAAAGCUCCAGGGAGUGGACCUGACCAGAACCGUUCAGCAAGUCAGUCAGGAAAAACAAGAAACCAAGUACAAGCUAGACACCACCUCCAGCAAAAUAGACCUGAAACGUAAGCUGAUCCAGGACCAGCAGGAUCAGAUUCAGACACUGAAAAGUGCUGUGAAUGAGACGAGAUCAGAAAAACUCCAGCUGAGCAGUGAUCUGCAGAAGCAGCAGCAGCUGGAGGAGCAGUGUGUCGAGUUCACCACCGAAAUACAGGCCUUAACCAGGGACAUAAGGGACGCGAAGGAGCAGCUGUCCCCUUUGUCUGCUACUCUGGAGAAACUACAGCAGGAAAAGCAGGAACUGGUGGAGCACAAGAGACAGAGACAGGAAGAGGGGCAGGAGAAGGUCAGUGGCAUUAAAGAGAGAGUAAAGGCGAUCAACACGUUGGAAAGAGAGAUCUCCAAAUACACGAAUGAGGGCAAAGACGAAUACAAAGAGCAAAAAGAGGCUGAGCUUCAUGAAACCAACGCUCAACUACACGAGGCUGAGAAGAAUAGAGAAAAGAUCAACAAGGAGAUGGGAAAUAUUCGUCAGGACAUAGACACACAAAAGGUGCAGGAGCGCUGGUUGCAGGACAACCUGACCUUGAGGAAGCGCAUUGAGGAGCUGAAGGAGGUUGUGGCCAAGCAUGAAGCUCUUAUGAAAGAUAUGGGCAACAUGCAAGUUCUGCAGCUACGCCAAGAACGUCGUGAAGCAGAGCGAAAGCUGGAGGACCUGAAAAAGAACCGCAGCAUUGCGGUAGGUCGUCAAAAAGGCUUUGAAGAGGAAAUACUGCAUUACAGAAAAGAGCUGCGAGAAGAACAGUAUGCCAAAGCUGAAGAGCUCCACAAAAACAAGAUGAUCAUAAUGAGAACCACAGAGCUCGUCAUUAAGGACCUGGAUCUCUACUACAAGGCUCUUGAUCAAACCAUUAUGAAGUUCCACAGCAUGAAGAUGGAUGAGAUCAACAAGAUUAUUCGAGAUCUAUGGCGCAGUACCUACAGGGGUCAAGAUAUUGAGUAUGUGGAAAUAAGGUCGGAUAUGGAUGAAAAUGCAUCUGCUGGAGUGAGACGGCGAGUUUACAACUACAGGGUUGUUAUGGUCAAAGGAGACACAGCUUUAGAUAUGAGAGGACGCUGCAGUGCCGGCCAGAAGGUUUUGGCAUCACUGAUCAUCCGUCUUGCUCUGGCAGAGACCUUCUGUCUGAACUGUGGGAUUCUGGCCCUGGAUGAACCCACCACCAACCUGGACCGGGAGAACAUCGAGUCACUGGCACAUGCACUUGUGGAGAUCAUCAAGAAUCGCUCUCGCCAGCGCAAUUUCCAGCUGCUCAUCAUCACCCACGACGAGGACUUUGUGGAGCUGCUGGGACGAUCCAGCUACAUCGAGCACUUCUACCGUAUCCGUAAGAACCAGGACCAGAACUCUGAAAUCACAAAGUGCAGCAUCACGUCCCUCUCAUCGUAUCUCCAUUGAGCAGACAAAUGACUUAUUUGGAAGAAAGUUGUGUUUAGGCUGGUUCAAGUUAUUGUUCAAUGUGUUUAUAAAACAACACAAUGUAUCAGUUUUUGAAGCAAUAGGAAACUUUGUAGUCACUCCUGCUGUCUGCCUGGGUAAGUUAACUGUUGGCCAAGAAUCCUAACAUUUCCUAACCAAAGUUUCAGCGGGGUUCAUAAUGCAGUGGUUCAUAAUAUGAAACCGUACUGAAAUAAUCUGCAGAACUGCACUGUCAUCAACAAUCUUAGAAAUCAACUAAGGCUUUGUUUAAAGGUUCUUUGUGUGAAGUCAACACAUGCAGCUUUAGUGCUGUUGUCUGAUGUCUGAAAUGAUGUGGUUUAACUCAAGACAUUCAAUUCUGUUGGACCUAAAUAAAAAAACUCUUUAAUUGCAAAAAA
Messenger RNA from Betta splendens (Siamese fighting fish), 4498 nucleotides. RefSeq names its product RAD50 homolog, double strand break repair protein (gene rad50). Bases 141 to 4079 code for a protein of 1312 amino acids. The record is from RefSeq and is a predicted model, not a curated record. Gene Ontology annotation, cellular component: condensed nuclear chromosome; Mre11 complex; nucleus. The transcript is spliced from 28 exons. Gene Ontology annotation, molecular function: ATP hydrolysis activity; double-stranded telomeric DNA binding; G-quadruplex DNA binding. NCBI's taxonomy places the organism in Eukaryota, Metazoa, Chordata, Actinopteri, Anabantiformes, Osphronemidae. Gene Ontology annotation, biological process: double-strand break repair; telomere maintenance via telomerase; chromosome organization involved in meiotic cell cycle.